AUUGCAUCAGUCAGUCUGUGACGCCACAUCAAUCUUGGAGAAUGCAUACAAUGGGUUAUCUUUUAUAACAUUUCCAAUCGUGUUUUGGUCUACACAUCCUUCCUACAGACAGAUCAUUGAGGCUUCCUUCUCCAGUCACCAUGUUUAGAGCUGUGGCGACCGCUUCAAGGUCUGCCUUCACUUUCUACAAACCAGAACUUCAGGUCUGCACAAUCAUCUACACCAGGAAGAUCACAACUGCUCCUAGAAGGAGGUACCUAUCAGACUCUACGAAACCAGGACAGUCUGCCGCAUCUCGUGCUUCCGGAGCUCCUCCGCCACCUUCAGCCGAUGGCGCAGAUUCAACAGGACAACCUCCCAAGCCUCCGUCGCUCGCAGAUGUCCUAGCCAACACACCGGCACAGGACAACUCCUUACUAGCACCCGUCCACGUACCCGAAGAUCCUAAUGGCAUCCUAAAACCCAACCACCCAGCUACCGACAUUUUGAUGAAGUCAGGCUUGGUGGUGCAGCGAGAAUUGGAGGCACUGAACAUAAUAGCUGGUAUAGAGCAAUCCAAUAAAUAUGUCAUCCUUGGCCCACAGGGCGAACAUGUCGGACAUAUUCUAGAACACCAGGGUGGAAUUGGAAAGGCAGUUACCAGGCAGAUGGCCAAAACUCACAGGGCUUUCACGGCCAACAUCUUCGAUCGCUAUGGUCGGGAAGUGCUGCGACUUCAUCGACCCUUUUCUUGGAUCAAUUCGACUGCGCGGGUGCAUGACGCAAUUGCCCGUGAUAUGGUUCUCCCACCGCCCGACUCUUCCACGUCCGCGGGUUUAAGCAUGGUAAACCACGAACAACAAUGGCAAUUAUCAAGCCUGCCAAUCGAAGCAAUGCCUGUCAUUGGCGAAGCUCAUUCUCAGUGGGCACCUCUUCGUCGAAAAUACAAUUUGUUUCUAUCCCACGAGCAAGCACGCGAAACAGGUUUGGCGAUGGAGAACGAUUCUGCCCAGACUGAACAUGCGUUUCGACAAUUCGCCGCCAUCGAUGAACCAUUCUUGUCGUGGGACUUUUCUCUUCGGGGCAAGGACAAUGAACUGAUUGGGUCUGUCAAUCGCGCAUUCCGUGGAUUUGGCCGCGAGCUUUUUACCGACACGGGCAGUUAUGCUUUGCGCAUGGACUCGGCAGCGAUGGAAGAGGGAACAGUAACGAACGAGAAGAAUUUGCAACUAGGCCAGAGUGACAAUGGGUCUAUGGAAGUCGUGAGCCUCAGAGAGCAACAGCAGGGAAUGACGCUUGACCAAAGAGCAGUCAUGCUGGCCACUGCAAUCACUCUGGAUAUUGAUUACUUCUCACGGCACAGUUCCUCCGGCGGUGGUUUUAUGCCCUUGUGGUUCUGGGGCGGAAGUGGUGCGGCGGAAGCCGGUGGAGCGGGAACUGCUGCUGGAGCCGGCGUGGGAGAAGCUGGAGUGGCGGUUGGUACGGCUGGUCGUGCAGCAUCUGGCACGGCAUUGGGUGAGGCGGGUGCAGUAGAAGGCGCCAUAGGAGGAGCAGGGACUGUUGCUGGCUAUGAAGCAUGGUCGCGGGGGUCACAGUCACAGUCACCGUCACAGUCACCGUCACCAUCGACAGGAUCUGAGCACGCCGAGUCACCCAGCCAAAGCAGUGGGUUCCAGGAGCCAGACACACCAGGUUCUCCAAGCCCAAGCGAUGAUCCCUGGACCUCAGACUCACCAAGUCAAAGUGGCGAUAGCUGGGGUGCGGGUGAUGCAGAUCCGUGGAAAGACGGGGCGGGAAGUGGUGGUGGAAGUGGCGGAGAUGGAGAGGGAGGCGGAGGCCUCCUCUCAGAGCUUUGGAACUCUUUCUUCGGAGAUUAAUCGAGCAACGGUACAACGGUACAACGAUGCUGACCACGUGUGCCACGCUGAUCUAGCCUCGAUGACGAAAGGGAAGGAUUUCGUGGAUGUACAUUUUCCAUACCUCACCUGUACAACCAGAUACAUACUUACUGGAAUUGGAAUCGGAAUCUCCAAUCGUAAAGCCCAAAAUAAGACAGG
Molecule: messenger RNA, 2036 nt
Organism: Exophiala mesophila
Lineage: Eukaryota; Fungi; Ascomycota; Eurotiomycetes; Chaetothyriales; Herpotrichiellaceae
Exons: 1
Coding region: 141-1856 (571 amino acids)
Biological process (GO): plasma membrane phospholipid scrambling
Cellular component (GO): plasma membrane
Molecular function (GO): phospholipid scramblase activity
Source: RefSeq, a predicted model, not a curated record